AUGGCCGACUUUCCAGUCACCAAUGGCAUCACAACUGUCAUUAAGGCUCCCGGGGGCUACUUGGUAGACUUUGAGCAUCCGCAGCAACAGAAAGUGCUCGAACACUACCUGGUAUUCGGUAUCUUGGGGCCCUUGGCAUUUUUGACUCUGAUCCAGAGAUUCUACACCAAAUUUUGUCUGUCCGACGGCCCAAAGAUCGACGAUUUUCUGAUAUUCUUCGCAUGGGUUUGUUCUAUUGUCAUGCAGUCGGUGCAAAUAUGGUCUAUAUCGAUAGGGGGGCUGGGUCAUCACGCCUUCGAAAUGUCCAUACAGAUAUACGAGAAGCAUAUGCUGAGCUCCUAUAUUGUUGCCCCGGUGUUUAUCACCUGUAACGGCUUGACGAAAACUUCACUCUUGACCGCCUAUCUCAACAUUUCACCACAAAGAUGGUACCGAAAUGCGAUCCUGACAGCCAUUGCAAUGGUUGCUGCAUACACUGUCAUCAUCGCAUCACUUCUUCUUUUCCACUGCCAACCGAUUCGCACAAACUGGGACCCGUACACCUCCGGAACAUGUCUCAACUCAGCAGUACUUUACAUGGCCAUCGCCGUUUCCAACAUUGUUUCUGACGUUGUACUUUUCAUCAUACCGAUUCCCAUGGUCCUUCGUUUGCAGAUGCGGCCGGCUGUCAAAGUCGGAGCCGUGCUCAUGUUUGGCAUUGGAUCCAUAACUGUUACAACAUCUGUCGUCCGCAUGAUUUACUUGCAGUCACUUCUUUCAUCCAACGAUAUUCCAUGGGUAGCAGCCCCUGCGAAUGUCUGGUCUUUCGUCGAGGUAAAUCUAUUCGUAAUAUGCGGCUCAAUGCCUACCCUGCGCAGGUUCUUCCGUGCAAUGGAUCCCAGAUUGAUUGCCUCGGAAGGAUCGAGAGUGAAAACAAGCACUCAUGCCAGUGUUUCUCGUGGGCCACGCAGCAGAUAUUCGCAGUUUGACGUUGAGAUGGAUAGUAUUUCAAGCGAAAGUGCAGUUCUGGAGGAAAACAAGCAAAGGAAAACAAACAUGACGGAGUAA
Molecule: messenger RNA, 1047 nt
Organism: Colletotrichum scovillei
Lineage: Eukaryota; Fungi; Ascomycota; Sordariomycetes; Glomerellales; Glomerellaceae
Exons: 7
Coding region: 1-1047 (348 amino acids)
Source: RefSeq, a predicted model, not a curated record